Menidia menidia (Atlantic silverside) is the source of this 315-nucleotide messenger RNA. The record is from the annotation of a GenBank genome assembly. Lineage: Eukaryota; Metazoa; Chordata; Actinopteri; Atheriniformes; Atherinopsidae.
AUGAAAGGACGCGUGUCCUACGACCAGCUGAACGCAGCCGUGCAGAGCAUCAACCUCACCGUAACGGCCAAAUAUAAGAUCGUGCACCAGCCGCUGAAAACGCUCAGCAACCACGCACGAAAACUGCACCAGCGCUUUAAGGACCAGGAGACCAAAGACACCAAAGGUCAGUUUUUUAUCGUGGAGGACGACAUCCGCGAGUUUGCCCAGACGAAGGUGGACAAACGCUUUCAGGGGAUCUUAAACAUGCUCCGACACAGCCAGCGCCUGAAGGAGCUCCGGGGGGGGCGACUGGUCCGCUACAUGCUGCUAUGA